GAGACGCUGCCGUCACUUUGCUGCUCAACUUCACUCAACUUUUUUUCUCCGUCCUUCCCCCUCCUCCUUGGAUCUUUCUUUGCCACCGCCCGUCUCCUUUCAGUCCUCCUGGGUUAUGCUGGAGGCUUAGACGGAAGGCGAGGAGAAACUUCAGCGCUCUUGACUUGUUUUAGCGGAUUUCGUCCUUGUUGUCGCAAGUUCCAGAAGCACCAGUGGAGGUAAACGUGGGACGUUAAGCUGUAUCCACCAUGGGGGAUGUGAUUUCCAGUCACCUGGAUGAGGCCAAGAGGGAGAUUAUCACAGCUCGGACCGGGGAGGUGAUGGGGGAGUUUGGGCGUCUGUACGAGCAGCAGUACUCUGUGGCUCUCUUCAACAAAGUUCGCUUUGACAUCGAGGGAGGAGGCGGCCCGCAGGCCCAGCUCCUACACCGCAAGAUUCCUCUGGAGAACAAGUCCAUCUUUUCUGGAUCGCUGUUUCAGUAUCUGGAGGAGAACAAGAAAUGGAGAACCCGCUUCCUCUUUGUCCCGGACUCUUACAUCGUCAACUAUUACGACAACAAAGCGUCCCAUGACAAAGGGCUCCACCCCAAAGGAACCAUCAACUGUGCCGGCUACAAAGUGCUGACAUCUAUGGAGCAAUACCUGGAUCUGAUCAGCAACAGCCUGCCUGGUGUAAAAGCCAAGGUGGGAAGUUCACCAUUCCUCAAGUGUGCCACCCAGUUCCCCCUGAUCCUCUGGCACCCGUACGGCCGUCACUAUUACUUCUGUGUGGUGACAGAGAAGGAGCAGCAGAAGUGGCAUGCAGUCUUCCAGGACUGUGUCAGACAUGCCAACGAUGGUUUGUCGGAGGAGAAUAAGGUGCAGACGCCAGCCUUCACCGAUGCAGUGCGACUCUACCGCCAGGCUCAUGGGCACUACGGCACCUGGGACAUGAUGUGUGGCGUGCCAUCACAGAUUCUGUCCAACCUGGUGAUGGAGGGCCUCCUCCCUGAGCUGAGGGAGCUCAUCUCUCCUCGACUUAAAGGCAAGAUGCAUGAGAGGCAGAGGAACUGGAUGCUGAUCAGUGACGCGGUGUACAGCCUGGUGCAGCGCCAGUGCCAAGCGCAGUACGAGGCCGUGGUGCAGCGGUGUGAGGCGGGACGCCCCGUGCUGGAGGCCUCCAUACGAACAGACAUGGACCAGAUCAUCACCUCCAAGGAGCACGUCACCAACAAGAUCCGAGCGGUGGUCCUCCCCAAGGCAGAGAAGCUGCUGAAGGUGAGCAUCCAGCCGUACAUCAGCUCCAUCCUGGACGCCCUGAUGGAGCCGACCAGCCGAGGCUUCUCCGAGGUUCGCGACGUUUUCUUCAGGGAGCUGGUGGACAUGAGCAAGAACACACUCAACGAAGGCACCAAGGAGACCGUGGCGGAGCACAUGGAGAAGAUCUCCAUGUUGGCCUUCCACCCGGUGAAGAUGCAGAGCUGCUAUGAGAAGGUGGAGCAGCUCAGCCUGGAGGGGCUGCAGCAGAGGUUUGACGUCUCCAGCCCCUCGGUGUUUGUCCAGAGGGCCCAGAUCCUCAUGAGAGAGCAAAUGGAUGAUGCAGUGUAUACAUUUGAGCAGAUCCUCCACCAGAGUCUGGAGUCUCAGGGAACAGAGGGGCUCUGUAAGACCAUCCAGCGCUGCCAGGAUCGCGUCAUCAAGAAAUUUGACUAUGACAGCAGCACAGUAAGGAAGCGUUUCUUCCGCGAGGCUCUCCUCCAGAUCUUCAUCCCAUACAUGCUGAAGCAGCUCAGCCCCUCCUGCGCCUCGGAGCUGCCGCGCUUCCAGGAGCUGAUCUUUGAGGACUUUUCCCGCUUCAUCCUGGUGGAGAACAUCUUUGAGGAGGUGGUGCUGCACUCUGUGAUGAAGGACAUCAUGAUGGCUGUGAAGGAGGCCGCGGUCCAGAGGAGGCACAACCUGUACAGGGACAGCAUCGUGCUCACCAACAGCGACCCCAACCUGCACCUCCUAGGGGAAAACCCCUCCAUCGACUGGGCCGGGGAGUACGGAGCUCCCGAGGAGGCGGACGGGGCCGAGGAGGACGGUGAGAGCGAGGAGUCCCAGAAGAGGCGGAGGAUGAAGCAGGUGGUGUCCAUGAUCCAGGUGGAGGGCUCCCCAGUCCUGCCAGGCGAGUCGUGCAUGGAGGUUCCCGGUGUGGACGGCAUCCCCGAGGAGGAUGGGGAGGAGGAAGAGGAGGAGGAGGAGGACGCUACAGCUUCCCAGUCAGACAAGCCAACCGAAACCCAGAACGGAGCCAGCCCUGCCAAAACACAGGAGAACCCCCUGACCCUGACGAACGGCUCUGUCCCGAAGGAGGUGGAGGCCAAGCCAGAGGAGCAGGAGAAAGAAGUCCCAUCAGCGGCUGAAUCUGCUGCAGAAAACUCCUCAAGCACACCGAGCACCACAGAGGAGGCAGAUAACACCGUGCAGGGAGAGGACAGCCAGCCGGCGGUGGUGGAGGAGGAGGAGGAGCACGCCGCAGAGGAGCAGCUGCCGCCGCCGCCUGUGGACCAGGAGGUGACGACAGCUUCAGAGGAGGUGUCACUGCCUCCGCCGCCUCCUGAGGAGAUCCACGCCGAAGCCGCAGAAACGGAGCAGGAGCCCGCGUCCGUGCCAGAGAGCCAAGCAGAGGCCACGAAAGACUUCCCCCCGCCUCCUCCACAUGACGACAGCGGCUUCCAGUCCCCCACCAACGAGGAGGUGGAGGCGGAGGAGGAAGCGGCAGAGGCUCCGCAGACCGCAGAGGGGCACCCGGAGGUAGCGGAGGCAAGUGUUGCCAUGGCGCCCGAGACAGAACCAAAAGCCAGUGACUCUGAGAUCGAAGGCCACUGAAGAAAUGAGCAGCCUUUCGCCUUUUUUUUUUUCCCUUCUUUUUUUCUGCUUUGACAAAGAUGGAAACACGCUUCAUAGCAUUGCAUCCAUAGGAGUUAUCAGUUUCCAUACCUUAAUAAUCACUCAGCACAUUUUGGCACACACUAUGACCCUUUAUUUUCACCGAGCAGGGCUCAGGUGCUAUUGUCUUUUCUUUUUUUCUAAUAUUUUUUGUGCAUAUUUUUGACAAACGUUGGCCUUCAUUUACAUUCCAUCAAACAGAACAGCUUUAGCUAUGCAGUCAGUGUGUCAGUCCACAAAAUUAUGAAUUGUUUUUUGUAUUCACUCGGUGAGAAAUGAGCACAGUGGACGACCUUGUGUCCCUAGUGGUGUAUUGUAAAUAUGUGGUAAGUUAAAGGAGCAUCCCAGCUGAGGUGCCGUUUGGUGAAAUACAUGUAACUGACCUGAUUAGCUCUAAGUUGGUGCGUCUGGCUUGUUUAACUACUGUAUGACCUUCAGCGACCUGAUUGUGCUCAUGCUUGGUGUAAAUACGUAUUGGAACCUCAGCAAGUGGUGAUCGGUAGCUCAAACCAAGUGACAACAAAGAAACAUUGAUGCUUUCAUGGUGUUAUUGUGCCAUUUAUUGUCUAAAGCAUACACUUUCAUCUCCCAAAAAAUAACAAUAAAUAAAUUGUUAUUCAAAACAACUUUGUCCAGUCAGAAUUAGACUUUGUAGGAAAAUGUAAAGCAAACAAGAAAGCGGCAAAGUCUCAAAAGUUUAAGAGAUAUUUUUUCAUUUCUAUAUUAUGUAUCUCAAUUAUGACAAUCUGUCAAAUGUCUUGAUGCACUUCGGGAUCAAGAGUUGACAAUUUCUUGUGUACUAUUGGGAAUAACACUACUUUAGAUUAGUUUGUUUUUUCCCUAAACAAAGAAAGCUUUUGUGUAUAUUAUGUAUAAAUGCUACUAUGGGCCUGUGAAGUCAUGGUCCCUUUUACUACCAGUCAUUUUACAUAGUUUUAUAUUGUUUCAUCAGUGCCUUAGUUGACACCCCCCUUUCCCAUUUAUUUAUUUUUUGCACUCAACAAUUUGUCCCUACCCCCUUCCCCUUUUCGACAAGUGUACUUUUAGAUUCAUUUUACUCUAUGUUGUGUGACACAAAUGACUUAUUGAUAAUAAAUCAUUAUCGAUUAAAUGUA
Molecule: messenger RNA, 4024 nt
Organism: Myripristis murdjan (pinecone soldierfish)
Lineage: Eukaryota; Metazoa; Chordata; Actinopteri; Holocentriformes; Holocentridae
Gene: niban2b
Product: niban apoptosis regulator 2b
Exons: 14
Coding region: 249-2849 (866 amino acids)
Source: RefSeq, a predicted model, not a curated record